Messenger RNA from Stylonychia lemnae, 1137 nucleotides. Lineage: Eukaryota; Ciliophora; Spirotrichea; Sporadotrichida; Oxytrichidae. The record is from the annotation of a GenBank genome assembly.
AUGAUACCUUUAGAUUUCGAAAUGCAAUAAAAUAGUCAGAUAGAUUUGCAUGAAAACCUAAUUAAUCAACAAAGCUACAACUAAAGAAAUGUCACAAAUGAUUAGUCUUAUUCAGUAGGCAUCAACGUUACCUCAAGGAAUUAUUCUAUGAAUAGAAGUCUCUCUUAAAGAAUGUUUAGCAAAAUUGAUCAUGGGUCAUUAAGAGGAAGUACUUUCUAGCUGAUGACUUCAGCGAUUGGAACUGGAUUUUUAUCACUUUCAUUCGUAUUUUCUUAAACUGGUUUUGUUUAAGGCACAAUUAUGCUUAUGAUUGGAGGUUUUGCUGGCUAUUUAAGCUUGUUCAUGCUAGCUGAAUGUUUUCAUUAAUCUGAACAGUCAAGGAGCUAUCCAGGUAUGGUUAGAAGAAUUGGUGGGAGAUGUUUAAAUAAGAUAGCUUUUACAAUGAUAGUAUUGUAGAUGACUGGAUCUAAUACCUCAUAUAUAAUUAAUAUGACAAAUGCAAUCCAAUCUAUUUUUCUACAGUUUAAUUACGACAUAGCUUUCACUAAGACUUCUGCAUUUAAGUUUGAAACAGGAAUAGCUUUUGCCUUUAUUUUACUCUUUAUCCAGAUAUUCUCAACUAAAAUGAGUGCAUUUAGACAUGCUAGUUUGAUUACUGUCCUCGUUAUGGCAUACAUUACUUUUGUAAUAGCUUAAAACUAUUCCUAUCAGAAAUUGAAAUUUUUUCAAAUAGAUUGGAAAACUCCUGAGAAUUUCGCCAUCAUUUUCUUCUCAUUUUCUUGUCAUAUUGAGCAUAUUCCUAUAAUGGAUGAACUUAAGUUCAGAUCUAUGCCAAGAAUAAAUAAAGUCAUUUUUAGAAGUGUGAGUUUAAAUUCUCUCUGCUAUUUGACAAUUGCAUUAGCUGGAUAUUUUUCUACUUACGAUAAAACUGAUGAUGUAAUUUUUAAAAGAAAGGCUCUUUAUGAAACAAUUGAUUAUCCAAUGCUCUUAGGUUAAAUUUUAAUGCCUAUAGUCCUCAAACAUUGUAGUUUCCUUAUGCUUUAUUACAAUUACUACUUCCUUAGCUAUUAUUUAUCCAGACAUUACAGGGGUACUAUCGAUAGUGGCAAUUUGCUAUUUGAAAUUGAAUAAAGAUGA